CGCUGUUUGGAGUUGAGGCAGCCAGCAGCAUCCUGGCCUGUAGCAGCACCAGGGGCCAGCAGGGCCAAGGCAGUGAUCAUCCCCCUGCAAUGGGCACUCCUGAGAGGAUAACGAUGCACUGUGGAGGAGAUGAUGUUGAUAGACAGGAAAAUGGCUGGGUAUGAUUUGCUUGACUCAAGGUACAGACAACAGCAGUGUAGCAGGCUACUUUAUAGCUGCAGAAGUCUGGAUUUGACUAUAGAAAACUUGCCUUCUCCAAGUGCAGUUCUCAAAUCUUUCUCUUGUUCAAUACAGUCUAGGUAAAUAGACUGUCCUACAAGUAUAUGCAUGACAGUAUGCUCAGUCCAACCUCAAACCUUUAAUGCAGAACUCUGCAGCUGAGUUUGGGAUGCCUGAGGUGGCACACAAGUAGAUUUAGAUUAGAUAUUCAGAUAAAAUUCUUCAUUACAAGGGUGGUGAGGUACUGGAACAGGUUGUCCCGAGAUGUUGUGGCUGCCCCACCCCUAGAAGUGUUUAAGGCCAGGUUGGAUGGCGCUUGGAGCAGCCUGGUCUAGUGGAAGAUGUCCCUGCCCAUGGCAGGGGAUUGGAACUGGAUGAGCUUUAAGAUCCUUUCUUAUUCAAACCAUUUUGUGAUUCUAUCUGUGUGCUGCUUAAGCAAUCAGUGGACAUUCUUCCCCUUCCCUGAUUAGUAAAGGAACCAUUUGUAAAAUCCAUAAACGUGAAUAAAUCCAACAUUUUGUUACGAUCUGAUACAUAUUGCAGAUUUCUUAAAAUAUCUUUCUUUCUAGUCCUGUGUUUUGCCCUGUCCUGAUGCAUUUCAGAAACCAAUUAAGGAAGCCACUAAUGGAAGCAAAGCAUGCUUUUAAGUUGAUAUCAAAGGCCCCAGACAAAACUGUCUCCAUAGGUCAGUCCACAAACUAAGUUAAAUGACUUGGUUUUGCCCUUUAACCAAUGCUGACCUCAUGUAACAUCUCACAUCCUCACACUGGUACAAAACAGUGAAGGGCAGAACUAAGCACAGAAAAAGAUAGGCCAUCCUCCUGCUCACAGAGCUGCUUCCAGCUCCCUGGAGUUCAGGCAUACUAGUAGGAGAAGGGAUGGACACAGGUGCCACUGCAGCUUGUCUGGCAGGUGCCAAAAGAAUAACUUGCUGUAAGAGCACCUCUAUACUUCUGUCAAAAGCACAGGUGGUAUUUCCUAGUUUGUUUUGAAGUAAGCUCCCAGAGCUACUUGACAUUUUCUAUUUCUCUAAUCAUUUAAGCUAGGUAGAAGCACUGUUGUAGCCUACUUCAGUCAUCAAGAUGAGGUUGCUGCACUCCUGCGUCAGAACUGUUGCUGUUACUCUGUUAAAGGUAUAAGAAGGAUUUUGAGGUUUCACACAGAAAGUGAUGCACUGAUAUGUCACUAUUCACUGUGCUUUGAGGUCAUGGACAGUGGUAUAAUUUAGCCUUGAAAAAACCCACAAGUCAGAAGACUUAACUGCAGUGAUGACUCAGCUACCCACAAAUAAAAGAUUAAAGUGGGAGCUGCUGUUCAGCAUCAUUCACUCAAUAGAGCUAGUGGGAAAGCUCAGGAUCUGUGUGACACACGUCAGAAACAUGCAAACUAGAAGGAGAAACGCAACAAACAUUUCCACUGUAUUAUUUCAGUUAAAUGGCUGUUGACAUGCUGCUUUGGUGGAUAACUGAGAACUCCUUCCCUCGUUCCUACUUUAAGAUUCGUUUCAUCAUGACCUCUUUUGAAGAAGUUGAAACUGAAGAAACAGUAACAUGUCUCCACAUGACCUUUUACCAUCCUUGUCAAGAGGACAAAAUGAUGUUUCGUUGCUUGAAUUUCUGUAAGUGAGAACAGGUCAGGGCAGGUGAAAUGGCCAAGUUUGGCCGGGAUUCUAAUGUCUGCCAUUACAACUUCAUGGAUGCUCGAGUUUCUCGAAUUCAGUUCUCCUCGCAAUUGUACAGGAAACUGAAGAGCGCAGAACUUUGUUUUGAGAUAAAGAACAUGAGCAAGAAAACUAAACUGAUCGUGGACCAAACAGAACUGGGUUACUUAAACAAAAUUGACCUGCCAUGGAAGUGCAUCAUUUGUUUUGGGGACUACCAGAUUUUAGCAGAGCCUGAAGAAGGGGAGUCCAUGGAUUAUUUUGAGACACACUUGGCUCAGGCACCCAUCUAACAAGAAAGAUGCCUGCCAUCACUGCAACCUGUACUAGAAAAUGGCAUUUCUUCUUCUAUGUUUCCUUCACACAGCAAAAGCACCAUAGAGAUUGAUGAAAAUGAGUCAUGCUAGUGGGGAGAUAGAGGCUGGAUCAGACUGUCAUCCUUUGAAGCCUGCACAGCUUCUAAAACUGAAGGCUGUCAUCUCAGUCCACUGUUCAGGACAGUUCUCACCACUACGUAUCAGUCUUCUUAUGUGUUGCUUUCAGCAUAGGCAUACUAGAACGUACCAGGUUCCUGCUGCUGUCUUCCCCAAAAUGUAUCUGCUGUCCGAUCACCACUGUCUGCCGCAAAUGUAGGGGAGACAUAGAAGGCCACUCAAAUCCAAUACAGCAGGAUCAGUUGGAGAGCUGUGAUGGCAUGCCUUGAAGGUAUAGUUAGCAGGCAUUAACACAAAGCACGCAGAACAGUGUUUCAGUGGUUAGCUAAGUAGGGUCACAGUGUCUCACUGCAUUUGUUAUACUUCGUGCUUUUGCUUUUGACAGAAAAUUCCAAACUGUAUUUUCAAGCCUAACAUGUAACUCCUCAGAUUCUGCAACUUAGAAACACUUUGUCAGCAUAGUCCUUUUAAGUUAAUAUUUUUAUGAUCUUUGCAGCAAGAUUUUUGUUCUCUUUUUAAAAUGAUUUUUUUGUUUGUUUUGCAAAUUAACUACUUUUGCUUGUGAAUGUCAAUAAAAAUGCAAUGUGAGUGGUAUGUAAAAAUCCAGUUAAAUUUUGCAAUACAACCAUUUGGUUGUCUA
Molecule: messenger RNA, 2953 nt
Organism: Pezoporus occidentalis (night parrot)
Lineage: Eukaryota; Metazoa; Chordata; Aves; Psittaciformes; Psittacidae
Gene: TIFA
Product: TRAF interacting protein with forkhead associated domain
Biological process (GO): canonical NF-kappaB signal transduction
Molecular function (GO): protein binding
Source: RefSeq, a predicted model, not a curated record